Molecule: messenger RNA, 1215 nt
Organism: Wallemia ichthyophaga EXF-994
Lineage: Eukaryota; Fungi; Basidiomycota; Wallemiomycetes; Wallemiales; Wallemiaceae
Product: RNA polymerase II transcription factor B subunit 3
Exons: 4
Coding region: 1-1215 (404 amino acids)
Biological process (GO): nucleotide-excision repair; regulation of transcription by RNA polymerase II; positive regulation of cyclin-dependent protein serine/threonine kinase activity
Cellular component (GO): transcription factor TFIIH holo complex
Molecular function (GO): cyclin-dependent protein serine/threonine kinase activator activity
Source: RefSeq, a predicted model, not a curated record
AUGUGGCUCACCAGCAACAAAUCCAACAAGAAGGGCGUCAAAUCGUCGAGUAGAGACAACACCCCGCUGGAAUCAGGCAAGACUACAAAAUUACUUGGACCAGGUGUACGCGAUAAGACUGGUAAGAUUACGGAGUAUUCUUCAGCAGAAGACAAAUGCCCAGUAUGUUCUUCAGACCGCUAUCUGAAUCCAUCGCUACGAUUACUGGUAUCUCCUUGCUAUCACAAAAUGUGCGAGAGCUGCAUAGAUAGAUUGUUUACAUUAGGUCCGGAGCCGUGUCCAAUCUGUGGAAAAAUCACUCGCAAGACAGCCUUCGUUGCACAGACAUUCGAGGACCUAGGCGUAGAGAAAGAAGUAGCUGUGAGGAGGCGUGUAGCGAAAGCGUACAAUCUAAACGCAGAAGACUUUUCAGACCUACGCAGCUACAACGAUUACUUGGAAGAGGUGGAAGAUAUAACCUACAACCUAAUUAACAACAUAGACAUUUCAAACACAGAGGCCAAAAUACGCUCGCAUCAGGCCAAGAAUGCAUCAUCGAUUAUAUCCAAUUCAGCGAGGGAAGUGGCGGACGCAGAAGCUGUUAAAGCAGAGGAAGAGCGUGAGCGCAAAGAGCGUGAAGCUCGAGCGAAGGAGGCACGACGGGAAUUGGAGCAAGAAAUGAUAGAAAAAGACCAAGACAAAGAAGUACUUUUGAGAGAAUUGGAGCAUUCUUCAAAAUCAGCAGGAAAAGUAAUGGCACAGCAGAAAUCAAAAGCACUGAAAAGAUCAUCAGCUCGCACAACCAAUCAACUCAAGCCAGUGUCGAUACCGACUAACACAUUCCCACCGGACAAUCCAAUGCCAUUCAUGACAGACGACGUAUGGGAUCCUCUUUAUGAUGAAGAUGCGUAUGAUGACUAUAGCGGUCUCUACAAACUCGCACCGAGCGUCUAUGCGGAUGGCUUCAAGGGUGCUGAGAGUGUCGUCGGCGGUGACGAAAUUGCAAGAGCUGGUGGCUGGACGAGAGAACAGGCGUGGGAGAGGGCCAUACGCGAGGAGGAGAGCUGCCUGAUAAAGUUUGAUAGAGUUGCUAGCAGCACAACUCUCGUUUUGAAGGAGCACUUAUCGCUAAUUGACUGCCUGCCAGAGCUGAAAAUUAAAUCAGAAUCCAAGUACUGCGAUCAAGUGAGACUGGUAUACUUCGGUAGAGUGCCCGAUAAUAAAGACCCGCUUUAA